Molecule: messenger RNA, 3677 nt
Organism: Acipenser ruthenus (sterlet)
Lineage: Eukaryota; Metazoa; Chordata; Actinopteri; Acipenseriformes; Acipenseridae
Product: synaptogyrin-2-like
Exons: 4
Coding region: 131-799 (222 amino acids)
Cellular component (GO): neuromuscular junction; synaptic vesicle membrane
Source: RefSeq, a predicted model, not a curated record
UGAUGGGAGUUUUUUUUUUUCCCCUCUCCUUUUACUUUCAGGAAAAGAAAGUUGCAUAGUUUGUGAAGCGAGGGGGAACAGUGUUACUGUAGUUAGGUCAUUUUGGACACUUAAAAAUAAAAAGUAAAACAUGGAGACUUACGGCUCUUCGAAUGCCGGAGGUGCCUUCGAUUUUAUGAAUUUUGCGCAACAGCCGCAAACUAUUUCACGGGUUCUGAGUUGGAUCUUUGCCAUCAUAGUGUUUGCGUGCAUCACUGCGGAAGGUUACAUCAACCCAUCAGGCACCUCCGUGCAGCACUGCGUCUUCGGAGGGAGCCUGGAUGCCUGUCACUAUGGGGUGGGCAUUGGCUUGCUGGCCUUCCUCGCCGCCACCGCCUUCUUCAUCCUCGACAUCUACUUCCCACAGAUCAGCAAUGCCAACGAGAGGAAGUACAUCGUCAUCGCCGACCUCGUCUUCUCAGGUGUGUGGUCAAUACUGUGGUUCGUGGGAUUCUGCUUUCUGACCAAUAAGUGGGUGACGAUGACAGAAACCCCCCUCGUUGGAUCAGACAGUGCAAGGGCUGUCAUUACCUUUAGCUUCUUCUCCAUCUUCACCUGGGGACUGCUGGCAUGCUUUGCCCUGAGGAGGUACCGUCAGGGAAUGGGGGAGUUUCCCCAGAGCUACACAGACCCAGCCCCUGACACCACAGCCAGCUACGCGGGAUACCCUCCAGUCGGCGUCGAGAGCUACCAGCAGCCUCCCUUCGUCGCAAACCCAGAUCCGAGUGGUGAGGGGGGGUACCAGCCUCCAGUCUACUGAGAGAUUUAACACGGAGCCUGGACCAAAGACAAGGACUGGGCCUGGCGCCAACAAGCUGUCCGAAGGAGGAGUACAUAAAGGCCUGUUUCUGUUUAUCAUAGACAGAAGCAUUUUUAUUUGGAACAUGUUAAUUUCUCAACCUCAAAGGUUUGUUUGCGUAAACAAAUCAAGUUUCUAAUCACUGGGGAUUUGAGUCAUUUUUGUAGUCUUUAUUCAUGUCAAGUCUUGGUUCCCUAAAACCACUGCAUAGCGUAAAGCUAAAAUACUACAACUGUAGUAUUAAAACGUAACAACCACAUUGUGUGUGUGUGUGUGUUUUUUUUUUUUUCUGCAGUAGUCAAUGCAGUCUCUGAGAGAGUACUGCAGGCGUGAAGGUGAAUUAGUUUCAUCUGUAGUGAUCAACUUGUUUUUAAACACACUCCGGACAGGCAGUCCAAUGCCAUCCUAUCUGAAAUGCACAUGGAUAAUAAAAUGAUUUAAAUCCCAAGUUUUUAAGUAAAAUAUUCAGUAAAUGCAGCAUUAGUACAUGAUAGAAUGGGAUGAUCAAUAGCUGAAUCUAUUAAAUCGCCCCCUUUCAACAUGAAAUAUAAUCACGCACAUUUUAUAUUCCCUGAAGCAUCAACUCCAGCAACACAACAGCAGAGGAGCAUGCAAAGUAUUGGGAGACCCUUUUCCUUUAUGUACUCCUGUCCUAUAUGUUAUAUUGUUUGCAUGUCAGUACAAGAGUUUUAGAGCAAAAGUCCAGUCCUUUCUUACAUUGGAACAGCCAGGGCUACUGGGGUGCAGCGGGUAUGUCUGUGCAAGGAGUGGAGAACAGAACUAGCUGUCCCAUCCAAACCUCUUCUGUGGUCAGCGGUGUUCUAGCCUGUGGAGUUGUCCCUGGACUCUGUGUCUGGAAGCAGUGUGUGUUCCGUGCAGCAGGGAGUAGGGCUGAUGGGAGUUUGAUCAGCUCUUUAGCCAAGGGGUGCACUCUGUUUCCCCUGACACGGCAUCCAGGGAGAGCCCUGUUAACUAUUUUAAAAUCAGGAUUGUAAAAAGAUGUGUCUGGGUAGCUCUGUAGAUGGUGGUCUUCUCCAAACCUAGCUGCCCCUAGUAGCCUUCAAGCAUUGGUGAAAUAUAAAGUUCCCGCACUGGAUACAAUGUGCCUUAAUACUUUCUGGUUUUUUAAUUUGUUAUUUUUUUGCUUUUCUUGUUGUUAUAAAGCUUGUAUCCUGCAACGCUUGUUCUUGUUUGAUACGCUGUGCGUGUGUUUGUAUAUAAAGGACAAACUUUGAUUGCCUUACAUUUAUUAUUUUUUAGUUAAUAUUUAGUAUUCCUACUUUACAGAUCUGUGUAGUUUAAACAGUUAAUAGUUUACAUUGUACCACAAGGAGUAGUUUUUUUUUAAGGGGACAUGGUUUAGUUAAAUUAUGAUUUAAAAUAUAUGAAGAAAUAUAUAUAUAUAUAUAUAUAUAUAUAUAUAUUUUUUUUUUUUUUUUAUAAAAAGUGCCAAAGCACAUUCAAUACCCCAUACGUAAUUUAUUUUGUUGAUUGCCUCCUUCUUUUGACUGUUUGCACCUCCCUAAUAACAUCAUUAUUAUUAUUUAUUUAUUUUUUUAAAACUGACUACUUCCCUGUUUCCCAGUAGCUAUACUGUAACCAGCCCCCUCAAAAGUGAUGCCCUAUUUCAAGAUGUCUUGAUAACCUAGCUGUUCUGCUUUAAACUAGUUGAUGAAUUCCAUUUGACAGUUUGGGCUUCUUCCUAUUUGGCACAGAACUGUGUAACUGUGCCAUUUUGGUGUAACCUCCACCCCACAUUGGGAGAACGUUUUAGUAAUGGAGGUGUGAUUUUGUGUGAAAGAUUAAUGAGAUGGUAAUAAAACCUGACGUGAAAGGGAAAGGACUUUUAUGUAGGUAAUGUUGUUUUGCGCUUUUAUGGUAAGUUUAGUUUAUAAGAAACAGAUUGUGCUGUGCAGUCCUGGAUGUUAAUACAAAUUCAAAUGGAUUGAACUACUGUAAGGUUUUAUACCAGUUUGGGGGUUGGGGAGGUACAUUUUGUAGGCUGAAUAAAUUAACCAUUUCCAGCAUGCCUUAACUUUGCUGAAAGAAAGCAAUGCUCCCAAGUUAUAUAUCUAAAUAUCAUAUAUAUUAAAUACCAACUACUUCCAUACAACUUCUUAAGGUAGGGUAAUGACUACAUUGGCUUAUGCACUGGUUCCUGUGGAUAAAUAGUUUUUCAUUGUGUAAAUGUUAGGGUGUAGUAGAUAGUAUGUUUAUCUGUGGUAAAAUACCUGAUUGGGACUCUGGAAAUUCUUAAAAUGUGUCACAAAAAAAACAUUAUGCACAUAAACCAAAUAUGUAAUUUAGCUUUAAGGCCAAAGAUUUUGAACAUCACUAUUUAACACAAUAACCCAUAAAGGCACAAUGCUGCUUUUUCUGCCUGACAUUGUAAUUUGAUUGCAUGCCAGUGUUUCAGUUCCACAGUGAAAGAAAGCUGGUGCAACAUCACGUGCUAGUACUGGAAAGCAGUUCAUUAUGAAUAGCGCUGCUUGUAGCUGGUGGAAACAAAAGAUAACAUUCACAGCUGGUUUCACACACCUCAGUAAGCAUACAUUUUGACUAUCUAACUUACCCAAGAUAACAUUCAGGGCUGGUUUCAGACCUUAAGUAGCACAGGUUUUGCCUAAAUUAACAUCAGGUAUUCUAAGAUGAAUUGGGAGUUUGAAGCCAACUGUGUCAUCCAGGAUAGGGGUUGUGAAACCAGCAGAUUGGAGUACCAGUAUUGUCAUGAUACAGCUUCCUGGUGGAAUUGCAAAAUUAAUGUUGCACCUUGGGUCAGGUUUUAUUUGUUGCCAUUAAUUACCACUGUCUUUUUAAUCAAAUAAAAUGACAUUUUCAA